Penicillium griseofulvum is the source of this 378-nucleotide messenger RNA. RefSeq lists its product as uncharacterized. Lineage: Eukaryota; Fungi; Ascomycota; Eurotiomycetes; Eurotiales; Aspergillaceae. The transcript is spliced from 3 exons. The coding region runs from base 1 to 378 and encodes 125 amino acids. The record is from RefSeq and is a predicted model, not a curated record.
AUGGCUCCUAUCCCAAGCCUUGCUAAUAACACACUCUCACCUCGGACCGACAAUAAAUAUGAGGUUAACAUGGAGCAGGAAUACUCCCUCAUGGAACUUGUCUUCGGGAUAAUCAUCGGUGUCUUCGUGGUGUGCUUGGGGUGCAGCAUCUACCUUGGUUUGAAGUCCAAGUACGAGAUGAAAUGGAAGUCCACGUUUAAGGAUUGCACGAAGUAUGAGGGCUGCAAGAAGAUAAUGGGGGCCUGGCAUGGCAAAGAACCAAAGAAACCAGAGGCUGCUCAUGUGGCUAGUCAUGUUUCUGAGGCUCCGGAGGCCAGACCGGUCAUUCGUGAUUUGACUCCGGAGUAUAUGAGGAGCUCAACGGUGACCAUCGUCUAG